UUGAAUCUGCUAUGGUAUUAAGCAUUGAUUAUAAUUGUCAAAGCAUUUUUUGACCACGCUUAUAUGCAGUUUUAUAGCAGUUAUUUUGCUCACUCAAAAAGUAGUUUUGUCUUUGAAAAUCGAGACAAUUAUUUGCACAACAAUAAUUCAAGUUGUUUUAAAAUUAGCUUACCUCUUCUGAUAAUUAUUCGCAUCGUUCAUUAAAACGUGUGGUUUUUUUGUUAUAACUGAGAGCAGUUAAACCUCUUUGAUUAAUUUUGAUGAGUUUGACGAGUUAAUUGAGUGAUAAUCAGUCUGACUGUGAUAGUGGCCUGGUUAAUUUUGGAUUUCAAUUUUUAAAAAAUUUCUUUUGUAGCGAGCCGAGCAGUUACUGUGAUUCAGUGCAGAGAAAUGCCUCGAAGCCGACUGCAUACCCCGAGCACGGAUAAGGAUGGCAACUGGUAUAAAAUGCGCGGGCAUUGUGCCGACGGCCCACUGUUCCGAUGGGAGACAGUGUCAGGUCAGAUGUUGAAUGACGUGAACAAACUGCACAGACCCGUAACAGUGCCUACGACUACUGAGUUGCCGAUUAACUUCAACCGCCGCUACAGUCGGGACUUCUCUCUGUCGAAUAGAUUCUCAAUGCACGACAACCGGAACAGAACCCAAAACUUUGGACACUACUUUGACGAGAGAUUGGACCGGCAAUUGUACCCCUCGAUUGACGCUCACAACUCACAAGCAGAUCCAGCAUUCUGGUACUCCACUCCCGCGGGACGAAGACAGACUAUGGACACCACCCAUCGGUACUCUUAUCGCGACAGGAAUCUCAAAGAGUCCAGAAGCAACUCCAGAACCGGAAACUCCAGACCCUGGUCGUCUUCGAACUACAAAGCAACGGCUGGUGUUAUUACUCAGCACAAUAAAGAGUUGAAAAUCAACCGACGGUUUCCGAGAAACCAUCUCGAACCAGAAGAGGGUUUGAAAGAAUUAGACACGCAUGUGGCGUAUCCGAAUAAACCACAUAGAACGUUUCUGCAGACGUUGUGUUCAACUCAAGAGCCCUUCCUGAAGAAGAAUAGCUGGAAGUACUCUUACCAUGAUGUAAAAAUAUAAUGAGUUAGUUGUUGAAAAAAUCAAUAUUAUAAUCUAUUUUAAAUUGGGGCAAUGUUUUCUUUGAGAUCAAAUUUGGGAUCUCUGUAAAUUUUGACUGACUUCAACAACUCGCGUGAAUCUUUGAUUAAACAAUUGAUGACAAGCACAAAAGUAAAUAGGUCCAACA
Symsagittifera roscoffensis is the source of this 1261-nucleotide messenger RNA. RefSeq lists its product as uncharacterized. The transcript has 3 exons. The record is from RefSeq and is a predicted model, not a curated record. Bases 391 to 1095 code for a protein of 234 amino acids. Lineage: Eukaryota; Metazoa; Xenacoelomorpha; Acoela; Convolutidae.